This is a messenger RNA of Belonocnema kinseyi, 1930 nucleotides long. RefSeq lists its product as uncharacterized. Lineage: Eukaryota; Metazoa; Arthropoda; Insecta; Hymenoptera; Cynipidae. The record is from RefSeq and is a predicted model, not a curated record. Bases 925 to 1431 code for a protein of 168 amino acids. The transcript has 3 exons.
UACUACAAGUAUCCAAGUCUCAUCACAUGAAACCAGAAAGAAUCGACGUGACUCGCUCAGAAUAGUCAGAAUUGGAACUUACCCUCAUAAUCCUCAAGAAACCAAAAAAUUAGGCUAAAAAAACAGUUUUUUAUUGUUUCUUACUUCCGUUAAGUGUCACGCGAUAUCCAAUUUCAAAUUACAUGCUCGACUUCCUCUGAUAAAUUUAUAUUCAUAAGUCGUUCGAUAUCUCAUUCAGGUCAAGUGCAAUUCGACUGUUCGCGACGGAAAUAAAAACUGUCUCGAGUUUUUUCCCCUAUUAUUCAAUCUUGGAGAGAAAAAGCAAAAAAAGUGCGAAAAUAGAAGAAUUAAAGAAGAAAAGUGGCUAUUUGAAACCGUCUUCCCGCGACAGUGCUGCUCGUAAUUUUUUUGAAUUUGAAGCAGGGAAAUUCAAGUUUGAAUUUUGUGAGUAAAAAUCAUUGAUUCAAAUUAUUAUAUUUCGUGAAAGCCUGAAGAAGUUUAGCAAUUAAGUGAAAGGAAUCUCAUCAACAGAAAGAGAAAUAAGUCUUAUCGAUAAAGGAAGUGCUGACGAUAAGGAUCCACUUUCAAGAAUUCGACACAAAAGUAUCUUUUGACUGUUCGCUUCUGUUUUUUUCCAUGGAAAGUGGAAUGUUCUCGGUUGAAAAAAUAAGUUCUAAAAUCGAGAGCAGAACUGAAAAGAGUACAAAUUAUAAGUUAGAGGAAAAUUAAUAAAAGAAAAAGAGUUUAUUUAAAUAAUGUUUAAUGUACAGUGUGAAGCCUAGUCAGGAAUGUUAUUAAACAUCCGUCUCUAUGAUCUGACUCAUUGCCAAUGUUGUUUAUCGAGCCUGAUGACUAAAUAACUUGUUUUUAGCAAUAAUCAUUUUACAAUAACCGAAUACUGAAGCAUGUGUAUUUUUAAUAAUAAUGAUGAAAAUGAAAUUUAAGAGCGAAGCAACACCUCUGGUCCAGACCUUCGUCAUCCUAUCGUUGAUUAAUUUCUCCAAUGGAUAUAUCGAAUGCUACAAAUGUCCAAUAGAAGCAACAAAAACUCAAGAAUACAUAGACUGUCCAUCUUUUGAUAGAAGUCCCAUAUUUAAAGUUCAAUGCUUCACGUCGACUUUUUGCGAAAAGAAAAUAACGCACCUCACAAUAACAAAUGGAACAACAAUAACAAGAGUCGUUCAUCGUGGCUGUGCUCCACAAAAUGAGCAACAACAUCAUCUUCGCGAUAGAGAAUGGGUGAUUAGAGACAAUAUAAAAAGAUAUAUUUAUGAGCCAGGUUGUUCCAAAGGCAUAGAUAAAAAUUCGCCAACCGGUCCAGCAACCUACUGUCGCUGCACAACUCACUACUGCAAUGGAGUGUCGCCAAAAGAUAUUGUACAAUCACUGCAUAUAAGUCUCGUGGCUAUAUUUAUUUUAUAUUUAUUAUGAAAAAAUUAGGAGUUUUUAGAUAGGGAAAACCUUUAUCGAAUGCAUCGGUACGUGCAGGGUAAAUGAUAAAAUGAAAAGAGAUCUACAGAUAAGCAACUAUAAUUAAAUUAACGUCUCAAUAUUGAUUGGUACUAGUCUUCUACUUUUAGUAUGUCUCAAAGACAUACUAAAUAUUCAAAUUGAUAGAAUUAUAAAUCAGAAUCUAGCAAUGGUACACAUUCACAGAGUAUCUCUUCAGUUCUGCAACAAUUUAGCAAUAUAGCAUAAUACUCCAAAGCUGGUCUUAAAUACUUAAACCAUAAUUUAAAUAACAUUCUUAAAGAUAUUUUUCAACGACAAAAACCCAAGCUGUGAAUAAUUUAGUUGUAACAAUUUAUAAGAAUCUCCUUUUUUAAACUAAGCCAAAAAGUUGUGAUAACGUCUAGAUUAGUUAACAGAUUUGUUAAGUAGUCUGAGAUAGAUAUGACAAAAUAAUAAAAAAUACGAUAUUUAAAUGUUA